AUGCCUGCUCUCACAAUCAACACCGACAACCCUCCCAGCAACAAUCCUCCUUCACCGAGCAGACCGCCUGUUUCUCCUCUGACUCCCCCGCUACGUCCUACCGAACUCCCAGCCCCCGGAGCUUCUGGUUCUAGCGCCGCCGCUCACCCAAGCUUUACACUUUCACAGCCUGACCAGACUGCUAUACCACCGCCAGCACCUCAACCGCUAGAUUUUGAUGCGAACCCAGAUGUGAUAGCCCUCAAAUCGGCGAUAUCAAUCCUGCAAAUACAGAGACAACGUGCGACUGCAGAUAUCCAAGCCCUCAGCCGCGCAAAGGAUGAGGCUGUACAAAACCCUGAAGCCUUUAUAAGUGACCUUGUCGCGAACAAUAUCAACGCGCCCACCAACGACGACAGCGACAGUGAUGACGACGAUAUAGCUAUGAGCGGUCAGGGCUCGGGUAGUCAGCAACAAGACCCCGGCGAAGGCUCCUCCAAGCAGCGCAUCGCUACCGAACCACCAGCCUGGAGGAAUAUUCCUCAGCCACAAAACGUCGUCCGCUGUCCGCCCAUAAAUUGGUCCCAAUAUGCCGUCGUUGGUGACUCCCUAGAUAAGCUGCACAACGAGCAAGUUGUCCGUCCAAACCAGGGCACCCCGGCGACCGUAGGCGCAAACGGUAUGUAUGAGUUCAGGGGCGAGGGGAAGCAAGAGAGAUACCAGGGUGUCGCGGCACCAUAUGCUCCGACUCAGGAUCGCUUGAAAAAGAAGCCCAAGAGCAGAAAGUCAUGA
Fusarium pseudograminearum CS3096 is the source of this 771-nucleotide messenger RNA. RefSeq lists its product as uncharacterized. The record is from RefSeq and is a predicted model, not a curated record. NCBI's taxonomy places the organism in Eukaryota, Fungi, Ascomycota, Sordariomycetes, Hypocreales, Nectriaceae. The coding region runs from base 1 to 771 and encodes 256 amino acids. The transcript has a single exon.